Messenger RNA from Solanum dulcamara, 1537 nucleotides. RefSeq names its product inositol-tetrakisphosphate 1-kinase 1-like. Bases 181 to 1134 code for a protein of 317 amino acids. Gene Ontology annotation, molecular function: inositol-1,3,4-trisphosphate 5-kinase activity; inositol-1,3,4-trisphosphate 6-kinase activity; inositol-3,4,5,6-tetrakisphosphate 1-kinase activity. Gene Ontology annotation, biological process: inositol trisphosphate metabolic process. Gene Ontology annotation, cellular component: cytoplasm. The record is from RefSeq and is a predicted model, not a curated record. Lineage: Eukaryota; Viridiplantae; Streptophyta; Magnoliopsida; Solanales; Solanaceae. The transcript has a single exon.
AAAUGAAUCAAAUUAAAUGCCAAGUGGGGCGCGACUUUCAAGUCCUAGAAUAUCCCACCCCACAGAAACACUAGCAAGUAAAACGCAUCACUCUCCUUAUCGCACUGCCUCCCAAAAUCAAAAUCCUCCUCUUCAACAUUUUCUUGCUUUUCAUAUCUCAAUUCAAUUCGAUAAACACCUAUGUCUGAAAGGCGAUUUCGCUUUGGUUACGUACUUGCAUCGAAGAAAGUUUCAAGCUUUAUUCAAGAUUCACUCAUCAAUCACGCUCAAGAAAAUGGUAUUGAUCUAAUUUCCAUCGAUCUUGACAAACCAUUAAUCGAACAAGGUCCUUAUGAUUGUCUUUUCCACAAGCUAUACGGUCCAGAAUGGAGGAAACAGUUAGAAGAAUUCGCCUUUCUGAACCCAACCACCAUUAUAGUAGAUCCAAUCGAUGCCAUUGAAAAGCUUCACAAUCGGCUCACAAUGCUCGAAGUCGUCAAAGGAUUGAAAAUUGACGGAGAUAACGAAACUAUAGGAAUCCCUAUUCAGAUUUUCGUUGAAGAAAAUUCGGAAUCCCUAUUGGACGCUAUCACUAGUCAAGGGUUACAUUUCCCAGUCAUUGCUAAGCCGUUGAUUGCGAACGGCACUGCCGAUUCUCAUCAAAUGUCUUUGGUUUUGAAGCCAGAAGGGUUAGAAGGGUUGAAACCCCCAAUUGUUUUACAGGAAUUUGUGAACCAUGGGGGAGUUAUUUUCAAGGUUUAUGUAGCUGGGGAGCAUGUGAAAUAUGUGAAAAGGAGGUCGUUGCCUGAUAUUCCGGAAGAUAAAUUGGGGACAUUAGAGAAUUUGAUAUCUUUUGCGCAGAUAUCUAAUUUAACUGCUCAAGAUCAGAAUGAUGAUAGUUUUGCUGAACUGAUUGAGAAGGCGGUGAUGCCUCCUUCGAAAUUUGUGACAGAUGUGGCUAAUCAGUUGAGGGAUGCUUUGAAGUUGCAUCUUUUUAACUUUGAUAUGAUAAGGGAUGAAAAAGUUGGAAAUCGAUAUCUUGUCAUUGAUAUCAAUUAUUUCCCUGGCUAUGCUAAAAUGCCAAACUAUGAGACUAUGAUGACUGCAUUUUUCCUAGAUAUUGCCCGCGAGAAGCUUAACAAUGAGUCUCAUUAGGCUUCUCAUGAUCAUUAUAGGCCAGUGUAGUGGUUCUACAUUUAGCUUUUUACUGUUUUAUUUCAAUGACAGGUAACAAAUUUUCCAGAAGAUGGGAACAGCUCACUGCUUUGCUGCAGAUGAUGCUGAAGUGUUUGAAAUAAUCCUGCUUGUUGAGGUAGAUGCGAAUCAAAAGAGGCUACCUGCUCUAAUCACUUAAAAUUGUUAGGUGAAGUCUACUGACUUCUGGUGCAAUUGAUGCUUCUCUUUCAUUCUCGUUUUUUCUUAAGUUUAGUAAUUGAGACGUGGAAUAAUUUGGAACCGGAUGAUAAUACUUCAAAGUUUCAACAUGUUCUGUUGAAUGGAGUUUUUAGUUUUGAGGAAUUGGUGUUUUCAAUACAUGCUUAAUAUUGAGAUUGCUUGA